UUACAUUCGCCAGAUGAUCGAACUCAGCAGCUGUGAUCCUAUUAACCACGAUGACCUACAGGAACCUCUUGCGUCUUUUCCUCGCAUCUCCGAACCUCUGUCUUACGACGAGUUCUUCAGGGAGUUUUUAGAGAAAAAUCGACCAUGUGUAUUCUCCAGCAGCUUCACGCAGGAAUGGCGAGCGAGAGACGACUGGGUCACACCCUCGAACACUCCCGAUGUGGAGUUCCUGAGAAACCAUUUCGGUGAUGGUGAAGUUCCUGUUGCUGACUGUGAUCAAAAGCAUUAUGAUUCUCAAGAAAAGAAAACUUACAAAUUAAGAGACUACAUAGAUUACUGGCAUAGCCUUAGGGAUCCUUGUUUGGGGAAGAAAAGUUGCCUUUAUCUAAAGGAUUGGCACUUUGUUCGAGACUUCCCUGCUUACAAAGCUUACUCGACACUUCAGUAUUUUUCAUCAGAUUGGCUAAAUGAGUUUUGGCAUGUACGUAGUGAUAUUAAGGAUGACUACCAAUUUGUAUACAUGGGACCUAAAGGAAGUUGGACACCCUUCCAUGCAGACGUAUUUCGAUCAUACAGCUGGUCUGCUAAUGUGUGUGGACGGAAACGUUGGGUAUUUUACCCCCCUGGUGAGGACCAGUUUCUACGUGACCCAUUUGGCACUCCUGUAUAUGAUGUUGAUUCUCCUGAAUUAAAAGAUAUUAGCAAAUACCCAAAUGCAGCUUCAGCCAAGGGCCGGAUAGAAGUUAUCCAGGAACAAGGGGAAACAAUCUUUGUGCCCUCUAGUUGGCACCAUCAAGUGUGGAAUUUGGAAGAUACAAUAUCAAUCAACCACAAUUGGCUCAAUGGAACCAAUCUCCACAGAGCAUGGUACUUUUUGGUUGAGUCUCUACAGCAGGUGGAGUAUGCCAUAAGGGACUGCAGUGACAUGGAUGAUUGGACAGGGCAGUGCCAGCUUCUUUUACAUGCUACACAUGGCAUGGAUUACCAUGAAUUCUAUACUUUUCUUCAAACUAUUGCCAGAAGAAGGAUUGAGACUCUCACUGGCAAGAAAACACAUCUCAGCUUUGGGAUUUGGGAGACUGGCAAGAAUCACAUCUUGUAUGACUUGAAGAAAAUCCAGUGGUGUUUGGAACAGCUGUUGGACGACGAGCGGCUCGACACAAUCAAGGGAUUCUCCGAUACAGAAAAUCAUCCUUCAGUUCUCCUUGAUCAAGUUGUGAAUGUGCUUUCGUGAUUUCUUUUCUUUACAUUUUUUUUUUUUUUUUUAAUUUAAAGACUCAUUUUCAAAACUUUAUAUUCAAGAGUAGUUUUCAUUACAGAUAUAUAUUGGAAUUACCUCUUGUAUUUUCAUAAGCUGGUAUAUAUAACCUGCAGUACCAUUAUACAGUACCGUUUAUUUGCACUACUUUUGCUCAAAAAAACAAAACAAACAAACUGGAGUAUACCUUCUUCCUGGGAUAUGACUUAUACACAAAGCUACUCCUAUAAAAGUAGUAUAGAUAACAUACUAAUUGAUUGGCUGUAAUGUGGCUUUCAAGAAAGACUAUAAUACUCUGACUGUAUAGUUUAAGGUACUGAAAGUAAAGCAAAGAAUUUAGAGAGUAUUUGAGGAUUAUUGUCCACCUUGUAAAGCAUUUUUUAUAUUUCUGAAAAAAGUAUUAGUGAAAGAUAGAAUUCAGGUAUUAAAAUGAAUGGAAGAAUGAAUGUUUUUUUUUUACUAAAACAUAAUUAAUAUGAUAAGUCAGCAACCAGAGAAUGUUUAGGAUAUUAUAAGAGAAUAAAUGUUGAGUACAAAUGAGAAACAGGCUACUAGUGUAGUCAGCAUUUGCUAGAGAUGCAUUUUUUAAAGGCAUUACUUUUUGUUACUUAGGUAUUUGUUAUUGACAAUAACAGUGUCUUACUUCAUGUCAGUACAUCUAAGAACUGCAUCAGAGACAGUGUAGUUAGUGUUAUACUGAGAGAUUCAUUCCUUCAAUGGACUGAAUUCCAUAAUUACAUGAUACUGUAUCAGUAUCUGUAGGUAUUUAUUAAUUCAUUAGAUUAUUAUAAUUCAGUUAUUAUUUAUUGGAUAUUAUGGUCUGUGAAAUACAACUGGUAAUAAUAUAUGUACAUAAUAAGAUUCCUAGGAAGUUCAGUGUUUAGUUAUGCAUUUGGAAGUAAUGGGGCUAAUUCACCAAAAGUUAGUGUUUAAGAAAUUAUAAUCAAAGUUUAGCUCCUACAGUAACAUUGUACAUAUUUAUACUCAUAUUCAUUUGUGUAGCAGAUUGCAGUUAUGUAAGAGAAACUAUUAUAUUUUGUAUUCUGGUCUCUGGAACAUUUUCUCUAUGAGUCAGAUGUGAUGGGUUCACCCCUUUGCUUCCAAACACCUCAUUUUUGCUUUCACAGUUUAUUAGAGAAGAUAUAGCUUUAAUAUAAAGCUCGUAACAGCUUUUUGCCUUAGAGAACUUCUUUUCUUGUUGAUGUUAGCUGACAGUUGGUUCCUUCAUUUCUCCUAAGGGUUCUGUCUAGUUUGUACUCUAGUACAGCAAAAUAUAAUUAAGUCCUUUCGUACUCUUGUGAUAUCAGCUAAUUUAUUUACUUGCUUGCAGAGAUCUACUAAGGACUGUUUAAUUUAACAAAACAGUUUUAUCACCACAGAUGUCACUUUUAUUCCUUUGUAUGUGGGUUUGUGUGUAUGUGUGUGUACCGGGCACGUAUUUUGUGAAUUUUGUUGCACACAGAUGGCUCCACAAGUGCUCAGCCGCCAAGUUGGUCAGUUAGUAGGCCUAAUGGUGAACUUACCAGAUUACCCUAUUCUUUGAAUAUUUGUAAAAAAAUGUUUCUUCCAGAUGUUGUUAAUAUUUUUACUGUUAUUAUUAGUAAUAACAUUUUGAUUAUGAUGUUAGAAUAUUAAUAACAGUAGAAAAUAACAAUAUUCCUCCUGAAAAUCAGGGGAAAAGGUAAACAGGUUAAAUAUGACUAGUGAUUAAGUACGUGUGGAGCCAUCUAUAUGUAAACACAAUUUAUAAGAUAAAAUCACACUAAACAUGGCAUAUGUUUCAUGCCAUCUCAGCACAAAGGGUUAAGAUUAAGACUCAAAGUGAUGCUCUUAUGUAAUGUUGAACAAACUUUGGAUCAUCAGAGACAGUGAUUCUCAACAGAAGGUAUGUAAGUUCCCAGUAACAUGGGGAAACUUAGACACAAGAGUUCUCAGAAUACUGUACCUGGGUUUGUAGUCAGGUUAAAGUUAUGGAAUCAUGCAAAGGUUGUGAUAGUUGUUGGUCAAGACAUAGAGGCCUAGCCGUACGUGAACUUUAACAAAGUAAACUAAACUUUUUCUUUAUAUAUUUAUAUAAAAAAGUUGAUGCUAUACAUAAAAUAGUUUGUCAUAUACAUAGGAAGAAAGCAUGUUGAGAACCACUGAUCUAUAGUAUCCAAAUAAUUUCAAGUAACAGAUAUUAGAUUGCAUACUCCCCAGACUGCAUCUCUGUAUUUAUGCUUUCUAAUGUCUCUGUUUGGAUUGUCAUUAUGGAUUCAGAAGGUUGUAAGUAAUAAUUUAUUGGAAACAUACCUCAUUUAGAUUGUUGAUUUGACUUGCUUCUAUUGAGGCAUUUGUUUACCAUGUUUCAAUUUUAAACAGUUGGCAAAAGUAAACCAGAUUCAUUAUUCACAUAUGGUUAUUCAUGUUAUAAUUCUUCACUCUGAAAUGUCUUAAUAAAUGCACAUUAUUUAUGAAUUUGUAUUUAUCAGUAUAGAAGUAGUGUCAUUUUCAGGUAAUUGUACAAUUGUCUAUGUAUUUACAUUAAAAUUUCUCAGUCAGAGGCAAAUAUUGUUAAUUAUGGUGUUUCUUAUAUCAGAGUAUGUAAUUUUUGUUGCUCAGAAAUGUGAAAGUAAUGUGCAAAGGCAAAUCUGAAAAUGGCUGAGGCAGCUUACACUUCAGCCUCCUGAAUUCAUAAUUUUUUUUUUUUUUAUGUUAACUAAGUCAUUUUGUGUGUUCUGUUAUAUUGUGAUAUACUUGGUUAAAUAAUACACACUAUUAUGUGUAGAUGCCUCCUUGAAAUAGCAUGGUUAAUAAGUGUAUCUUGAGCUUCCUCUUGGGAUUAAUAUAGUGCUAUUGAGUUUAAUGUUUUAUACUGAAUUAAUGAUAUCAGAGUUGUUUCAUCAGUGCAGAUGAUGCUUUUUAUGCUGCUUAGAAGAACAGGGGUAUUAGAUUUAUAUUCCUGGGUACAACUUCAACAGAUAAACCUUUGUGUGCUCUUGUCGUGAUAUUAUACUUCUGUUGUAUAGUCAGCUUAUGGAAUGUGAUAGUACUGUGUUAAGAUUUAUUUGUUUGAAGCAUCAAAGUAUGGUUUACAGUUUAUCUUUAUGAAUGGUGCUAAAGCUGUACAUACCUUGCCUUAUCUAGAUCUGCUUCCAGUAGAGGUAACAAGCUGAUGAGACUUCUACUGAAGGAGCACUGUGGAUUAAGGACAAAGGUAAAAGUACCGGGUCAUUAGACUAUUUGAGUGCAAGUGCUUUGACUUCCUGCAAUUGCCUUGAUUCCAUGAAACUCAGUUCUUUUCUUGUUGAAAAAAUAAAGUCUUCACCACUUUGGAAUGUUA
Molecule: messenger RNA, 4580 nt
Organism: Penaeus indicus
Lineage: Eukaryota; Metazoa; Arthropoda; Malacostraca; Decapoda; Penaeidae
Gene: JMJD4
Product: 2-oxoglutarate and iron-dependent oxygenase JMJD4-like
Exons: 8
Coding region: 14-1234 (406 amino acids)
Biological process (GO): protein hydroxylation; positive regulation of translational termination
Cellular component (GO): nucleus; cytoplasm
Molecular function (GO): sequence-specific DNA binding; 2-oxoglutarate-dependent dioxygenase activity
Source: RefSeq, a predicted model, not a curated record